This is a messenger RNA of Coregonus clupeaformis (lake whitefish), 1465 nucleotides long. RefSeq names its product cornifelin homolog A. The coding region runs from base 272 to 661 and encodes 129 amino acids. Lineage: Eukaryota; Metazoa; Chordata; Actinopteri; Salmoniformes; Salmonidae. The transcript has 4 exons. The record is from RefSeq and is a predicted model, not a curated record.
GUCCUCAUAUCCACCAAUAUGUCACUGGACCCACACUAACUUAAAGUACUCCUAAAGGUUUUUUGCUACAAUAUGGUGGAUUUAGGCAGAUACAAAAGUGUAACCUAGGCCAACUUUUAUUAUAGGAACCGAUUUUACAGCGUUUCCGCAAUGACAUUAUAGACGUGAUCAUCAUUUCAUUGGAAAGCCUGCUGCUACACAGUUGUUCUCUCUGCUGCAAGCAGUGUCCACCCUCUCUCUACUCAGGCUGUAGUUGAAUAAUAAGAAAGCCAUGGCUGUCCAGCAGCAGAUCACUACUGUAACCACCACCCAGAGCUCCGGGGAAUGGAGCACAGGACUGUUUGACUGCUGCUCUGACAUGGGUACCUGUUGCUGUGCCACGUGGUGCUUCCCCUGUUUUCAGUGUCAGACGGCCUCCCACUACGGCUGGUGUGUCUGUAUGCCCCUGCUGGACCCAUGUGCCUUUAUGGCUGUCUCCUGCUGCAUGCGCUCCUCCAUGAGAGAACGCUAUGGCAUCCAGGGUUCGACCUGUGUGGACGUCGGGUUGGUGUGUUGCUGCUACGCCUGUGCCUGGUGCCAGAUGGCUCGUGAGGUUAAGACUCGAACCACAUCAGGCAUCCAGCAGGUUAAUAUGGUCACCCAACAGCUUCACGUGGCUUAGGAUCCCAAAAAGAGGGUAGUCACUAGAUGACCAAGCAAGAAGGGCGAUUUCAUCAGAACUGCUGAGCAAGUGCUUUAACUUUAUGUUCCUUGUCUUGUGUGACAAUUAACAUAGGGCGUACUGUUUGCAUUUAUUGUUUGAAAAUAACACAAUUCCUAUCAUGGCCGAAUAGUGACGUCCAAGUGACGUCCAAGAAAUAGGGCCAUACUUAGAUAGAACGCCACUAUAAUCUAUAGUAAAUAUACUGUAUGUUGAAUGUACUGUAUAGAUGUGUUAUACCAUUAUUAAUGUCUUAACCAUUGAAUAUUCAUGUCAGGCUUAAAACAUUUUUUACAGCUUACCAUGUACUUGCCUUUCUUGUGCACUUGUCUUUUCUUAGUAGCCCUGACUUUGCUGAAAGCUGCUCCAUUGAGGAAAGGUUUUGCUUACAAUGACUGUGAUAUGUGGUUGUCUUACCUAGCUACCUUAAGAUUAAUGCUCUGGAUAAGUGCGUCUACCAAAUGACUAAAUGUGUAACCCAUGAUUCAAAUGCCAACCACAUUUCAAUUGAAUGUUCUUAUAUAUAAAUAUAUGCCAUUUAGCAGACACUUUCAUCCAAAGCGAGUUACAGUUUUGCAUGCAUACAUUGAUUGUUUGGGUGAUCCCAGGAUUCAAACCCACUAUCCUGGCGUUGCAAGCGCCAUGCUCUACCAACUGAGCAACAGAAGUCCACUUGUUUCUAGUUGAUUUUAUUGCUUUCUCCUUGAUUUGAUCUGCAUGGUCCAUAUGUGUUUUUAAAUAAAGCAUUUAUCUGUCUUACCUUGA